CCUCCUGCGCACGGCCGAGCGCUCUCCUGUACCAAAACUCCUCCGCUGUAAACUUAUGGCACACACUCACCAGUUGCCUUCGACCUGUAGCGACUGGUGCAGUACCCAAUCUGACAGAUGACUGUAAACUAUCAGUCAGGUUUUUGGUGCAGCCUAUGGCUCCUUUGCCCCGCGUAUUUCAGCGAGAAGACUUUGUAGGUUUGAUGAAGACGCUCUCCUGGCGGUGUUACCUUAAUGUGGGAGAAUGAGCUCGUUUGAGGGCAAUUCAGCUCCUGAUGGAAGGAACCACAACAACCGUGUGUUCACUGUGGAGGGAUGUCCCAGUGGAGAGUCUCCGGUGACCCCCAGGAAAAGGCUCCACUCUGCGGAGGACGCGCGCUGCAGUAGCCGGCCUCCCCCUGAGGGCGCCGGGUCAGUUUCCAUCCCCGAGUCGGAGGAGAAAGGGGCCUUCUGCCAGCAAUGCCAGAAGAAAGUCGCAGAGCUCAAGAAGCAGGCGUUUGCCCUGGCUGACCAAAACUCAUUGAAGGACCCGGGAUAUGCAACCUUCCUGUUCGAGCAGCUCCAAACACAAGGGAGCCAUGAGGCCGGCAGCUGUCAGGUUUGCUCCACACCUCUCCACCAACUGAGACAGGAGGCCUUGCAGACGCUCCACUCUCCGAUCCUCACCAUCCGCUCCGACAUGCCAACCCAGCCUCCUACGUCUUUCAUACCACAGCCGGCUAGAUACACCGCGUCGUCCUCCAGCGUCCAUGCAAAACAGCUGUCCAAAAGCCAACCAGCUACACACUCCGUCCUGCCCCUCGGGGAGAGACACAGGGUACCGGGCUGGUCACAGUGCCCGUCGGCCUCCUCGGGGCAGAAGACGAGCGUGCAGGUGACAGUGGCGGGAGGGCAGAUCAGCGGAUCCCUGAGCUCUGUCACCAUUCAGGCCCAGCAGUACCUGGAGGGCAUGUGGAGCAUCUCCAGAGUCAACAACUUCCUCCCUCAACCUAAACCGGGGCACGGUUUGAUGGGUGAAGCAGACAGGGAUGUUGCACAAUCAGAGACCCUACUCACCACCACCACCACCACCACCAUGACGACCGCCGGCACCAGCAGCACCCUGACGCCCUGCAGAGUGAGGAGCUGCAGCCAACCGGGACUCCCGGUGCCAAUCGUCACCAGUGCAACCACCUCCACCUCUGCGUCCUCGUCUGCAGCAGCCUCCUUUUUCAUCAGGGCAGCACAGAAACUGAACCUUUCAUCCAAAAGGAAGAAGCAUCCGCCCUCACUGCUCCACCCACAGGAGCCCUCCAUUUACCCAACCAACUUCAGCGGGAUCCUGCAGGUCUCGCCACCCCCUGCUCCACCAUGCCUGCUUCGAGCUGUGUCCAAAGUUAAAGAGAACCCAGGGAUGGGGAAGGUGAAAGUGAUGAUGCGUAUCUGCCCGUCUCUGGAGGCUGCGGACUCCUCAGAGUCUCAGUCCUUUCUGAAAGUCGACAGCAGGAAGAAGCAGCUGACCCUCUACGACCCCGCGUCCAGCCCACACUCCGGUUCAGGACACAGGAGAUCCGCCACCGUGGCCGUCCCAAAGAUAUUCGCUUUCGAUGCUGUUUUUACCCCGGAUGCCUCACAAGCUGAGGUGUGCUCAGGGACAGUAGCCGAGGUCAUCCAGUCUGUGGUGAACGGUGCAGACGGCUGCAUCUUCUGCUUCGGCCAAGUGAAGCUCGGCAAGACAUACACCAUGAUUGGCAAAGACAGCUCCACUCAAAGCCUCGGCAUUGUGCCCUGUGCCAUUUCCUGGCUCUUCAAGCUCAUCAACGAGCGAAAGGAGAAGACUGGCACACGCUUCUCUGUCCGAGUGUCUGCGGUGGAAAUCUUCGGGAAGGAUGAGGAGCUGAAGGACUUGUUGUCUGAGGUGUCGACGGGAAGCCUGCAGGAGGGCCAGUCCCCGGGAAUCCACCUGAGGGAGGAUCCCAUCUGCGGCACUCAGCUCCAGAAUCAGAGUGAGCUACGAGCCCCGACUGCAGAGAAAGCCGCCUUCUUCCUGGAUGCCGCCAUUGCAGCACGCAGCACCAGUAGACCCAACGUGGAUGAGGAGGAGCGGCGCAACUCGCACAUGCUGUUCACGCUACACAUCUAUCAGUACCGCAUGGAGAAGAGCGGCAAGGGCGGAAUGUCAGGCGGACGGAGUAGGCUGCACCUCAUCGACCUGGGGAGCUGUGAGAAGGUCCUGAGUAAGAGCAGAGACGGAGGGGGAGGCUUGUGUUUAUCCCUAAACGCUUUGGGAAAUGUCAUCAUGGCGUUAGCAAACGGAGCCAAACAUGUACCUUACAGGGACAGCAAACUGACGAUGUUGUUGAGGGAGUCCCUUGGCAACAUCAACUGCAGAACCACCAUGAUCGCCCACAUCUCGGAUUCCCCCGCCAACUACGCUGACUCACUCACCACCAUCCAGCUGGCAUCACGCAUCCACCGCAUGAGGAAGAAGAAAUCAAAGUAUGCAUCCAGUUCAUCUGGUGGGGAGAGUUCUUGUGAAGAAGGGAGGAUCCGCCGGCCGCCCCACCUCAGGCCGUUCCACCCUCGGACAGUUGCCCUGGACCCAGACCUGCCCUUAAUGCUCAGUGACCCAGACUACUCCUCCAGUAGUGAACAAUCCUGUGAUACUGUCAUUUACGUUGGCCCUGGGGGAACGGCUAUCUCAGACAGAGAGCUCAGUGACAACGAAGGCCCGCCUGCUUUUGUUCCGAUCAUCCCCUCUCUGAACAAGAGGAGGUCUACAAAAGACGGUCCUCUGGACAGAGACCAGUUCUUUAAGUGCAACACGUUUGCUGAGCUACAGGAGAGGCUGGAGUGUAUAGACGGUAGCGAAGAACCCACUGCGUUCGUGGGAGAGGGCAAGAAAAGCCAAGCUAGCCCCAAAAUGGACAAAUCCAAGGAGAGCCAAGGCUCUGUUUCACCAAAGACUGUAGCAAACAUCUCGAAUAACCAAGAGGCUGAUUCGCCCAAACAAUCUCCUAAAUCUGUUGCCAUACAACCGUCCUGCAGCCCUAACAGUAAAUCAAAACUGGACAAUGCUAACAUGGAAUGCACACCUGAAGAAAAGGAACCAUCAGACAGCGUUCAAAAUGUGUGCAGAACCAGCGCCGAUGGGGAGAAAGCCUUGGUGUAUGAAAGCAGGGUGAGCCCUAACAAACUUGGAACUGCCGCAGGACCAAAUUCAGAGCCUGUGGUGAGGGAAAAAGUCUACUUCAACAAGAAAGCUUUGCCCAAACCAGCCCCACCUCCGUCACAGCAGAGAGAAAACACAGAGGAGAGAUCCAGCACCAGAAUGCCUCCUGUGGGAAUGAGCCACCAAGCUGUGAAGAGACGGGAUCCGUACAGUUCCCCUUUGCUCAGAGCUCCUGUGGAAGUGUGCCAGGUUCGCUCCACUUUAAGGGAAAGAUGUCUGGAUCGGGACAUCCUCAGAGCCACAGUCACCUUGCAGCAGCCUGUGGAGCUGAACGGAGAGGACGAGCUGGUGUUCACCGUGGUGGAGGAGCUGGCUAUAGGCAGUAUUGUAGAUCAAGGUCGUCCAUCGAGCAUCAUCAGCUUUAACAGCGACUGCUCCCUUCAAGCGCUGGCCUCUGGCUCCAGACCUGUCAGCAUCAUCAGCAGCAUCAAUGAUGAGUUUGACGCCUACACGUCGGCUGUGGGCGGGUCGGAGGUGAACAUAGCCGUGGUCACGCCGCUCCAAGAGGGAGCGAUGGAGUGCACAGACAGCAGGGGUUCAUCCAUCAGCUCCUGGUUGAGUGAGGUUAGCGUCUGCACCAUGGAGAGUGAAGGGGUUCAUUCUGCAGAUGUCUUCCUUCCACAGUCCAAACACAUGCCACCAGAGGCUACAUUUUACUUUGAUUCCUUGGAUAUGUUGCACUGUGUAUCUUCUGCUAGAGACGCCAAGAACUCCUUAAACGACAGUGGAUUUAGUUUCUCUGAACUAGACAGUGACAGCGCAGCCUCCAGCAAACUAUCGUUGACAAAGUGCCCUCCAUCUCCAGAAUCCACCAAAGGCUCCCUUAAAAUGACGUCAAAAAUAUCUAAAGCUCACUCGCUCAGCUCCUCGCAACUUCCACAAGGCCCCUCCAUGGUCCACUCCAGUCUUCCCAGGAAGAUUAAACCUACCUCAUCCAUCUCUCACAGUAGCAGCAGUAGCAGCAGCAGAGAGCCACCAAGGCAAGAGGCUAAGCAAGAAGAUCCUUGGCAACGCGGCAACAACCACCCAGAACCUCAGCUCUCUGACUCCAGCAGCACCAGCAAAUUCCUCAGAAACCCUCCAAGUAGUAUCCCUUCCUUCAGAGCAUCCAACAACAGCAACAGUGUACCUCGCCCGCCCAAGGUGCAGGGGUCUACCUUGUCCCAGAGGGUGGUCGACGGCUGCGAGAAAUCAGCUAUUAAGAAUCCACCCAGCAGAAUGCCUCAGCUGAGACGAGGUGCCACCACCUUGGGAACUGUACCCGUCAUCCACUCCACCAUGGACCACAAGGGGACCCAAGAUGUUAUCGCAUCGCCAACCAGCCUUAAAUACUCCUCUCUGGGGAAAAACAACAAGGCUAACUCACAGAAAGCGAGCAAUCUCCCGAGACCUGGUUGCACCUCUCCUCCACCCCCUCCUCCAGUGAGAAAGUCCAGUCUGGAUCAUAAGACUAAGACUCUGCUGCCCCAAAGUGCCUUAAAGUCAGCAUACGGGGAGGCAGGAAGGGGAACAAGGGCAGCUGUAUCUGAGGAUGAGCUUGAGGUACGUCACAGAGUAGACUCUACCAGUUACAAAACCUCAAGCCUCAACACAGCCAAAGUUACCUCCAGCCUGAAGGGCCGGGGUCCCAGAGGAGAAUCUGGACUGCAUUAUGGAAGUCAAAUGUCCCUGGAGAGGUGUGAGAGUCUGUCCUUAUCAGGCUCCAGAGCUGCGCUUAGCAGGGAGAAUAGCGGGACAAGUCUUGGGAGCACCAAAUCCAACAAAUCUAUCCCAAGAUUUGGUAUUCCAAAUUCAUCCAGCUCUCCUAUAGCGACCUGCCCGUCAUCUCCAAGUGGAGGAAGUCUCAGCAGGUCUGGUCAAGUGAAAGCUUCAGCCAAUCCCAGAGCAUUAGGAGCAGUCAAUGGUAGUAAGGCGCGCUCUCUAUCAGCCAACAACUCCAAGGGCCUGAGCUCCUCCACCAAAUCUUUGGCUGCUCCUGUUAGCAGAAACACCAACGCCAACCUGCCCCCAUCAGGACGGACUUCGGCUACACGGACUGCUACUGCUGCCGUCAGCAGCAAACCAGCGAGAGGAACGAUUAUGGGCACAAAACAGGCCAUGAGGGCUGCAAACAGCCGCGUGAGCGAACUAGCAACAGGCAACAUAUCAGGCAAACACUUGAGAGGUUCAGGGGAUUCAGACAGCGGGAACGACAGCGGGGUGAACGUGAGCGACGACAAAUCCCCUGCGGCCAUGCUGCCAUCUCCGUACAGCAAAAUCACAGCGCCCAGGAGACCGCAGCGCUACAGCAGCGGGCACGGCAGUGACAACAGCAGCGUGUUGAGCGGGGAGCUUCCCCCAGCUAUGGGCCGUACGGCUCUGUUCUACCACAGCGGAGGCAGCAGCGGAUACGAGAGCAUGAUCCGUGACAGCGAGGCCACCGGCAGCGCCUCCUCAGCUCAUGACUCCAUGAGUGAGAGUGGCAUGUCGACUUCAGGCAGAAUGAGGAGCUCCAAGUAUCCCAAGAAAAGAGCAAACGGCUUCCAGAGAAGGCGGCUCAUCCCAGCUCCCCUUCCAGACACCUCCUCCCUGGGGAAGAAGGCAGCCACAGCAGGCCAGUGGGUGGACCUGCCUCCUAUGUCUGGAACACUAAAGGAGCCUUUUGAAAUCAAGGUGUAUGAGAUCGACGAUGUGGAGCGGCUCCAGAGGCGCCGACAGGAGGAGGCUGUGGAGCAACCAUUCCAGGAUGUUGACAAGGGUCUUCAGUAUUUUAACAGUAAACUGAAGAUGCUGGAGAGAAGGCAACAGCAAGUGAGAGAGCUGAGGGUGAAGUAUGAAGUGUUGUUGGAGGAGCUGGAAGACACCAAAGCACGACUGAUGAUGGACCCUUGCAAGUGGAUAGGAGAGUUCGAGGUGGACCAGAGUUUGGAUAAAGAGUCUCCAGAGUACCUGGAGGCCUUGGCACAGGCCACGGAGGAGCUGGAGUUCUGCGUCAAUCUAUGCAAGUCCCGUGUCAUGAUGGUGACCUGCUUUGACAUCGCCAUGCCAACACCUGGUGCUCAAGAGGGACUGCGGGAAGUCGAAGUCUGAGGACAAAAGCAAGUGAAAGCGGAGAAAAGAGGAAGUGAGAAAACAAAGGACGAUGAAACGUAGUCGUCACUGGAAUAAAGAAGAACACGUGACAGAGAUAAACAGAGAGCGGAUAUUUGCAUGAAAAAAAGAGGAGAUGCUAACACCUAGCUACAGUGCCUCGUUGUCCAGGACGUGUUUUAAUGGCGGAGGUAUCAAACGUGAGCACAAAUGCUUUUGCUUGUGUGGCGAAGCAGUGGCCAUCACUUACUCAAGAGUCAAUGAACAAUACCUGGAAGUGCCUUUUUUACUGUUGUUUUAAGUCAUUAUUUUUCAUAAGGUGCAGGUAUCUUCAGCAUACCUAAGCAAACCCCUGAACAUAUUGCUUUUAAGAAAAAAUAUUUUAUAUUGCAUUGUAUAGUGUAUUUAUAUGACUAUGUGGUGUGUACAAAUAUCCUUUUAAGGGAAAAAAUAAAGAGGAAAAAAAGAAAAAAGCAAUAAGCUAAUGUUAUUGCGCUCCCAGACUUUGCCUUUUGCCUCUUCUUUCAAACCUCAGUCAGCAUUUUAAACCACGUUCAUUCAGCCUCUAGCGCCUUACUUUAACUCUCUGGUUCUGUAGUUUUCUAGAUUUUUCAAACCGGACUCUGUUAUCUCAUCAAGGACUGUGUUCGCUGUUGUCACUCAUCGCCUGCCAGCUGGCCUGUGAAUGCUAGCAGGGCUGAGUGAAUGUUUUUUCUCCUCCAGUUGCCUUGAUCAAAAUGGGUCUCAGUGGAUGCACUACGGUGGAGCAGCAGUCGGGCUCUGUUUUCGUGUUUGUCUCACUGAAAACGAGAGAUUAAGCCAAAACAUAUCAAUCAGAGAGCCACUGUGAUAGAAAGUGAGUGAUCAGUCUUGAUUCAGCCAUUCUUUCUGGGGCCUCAGUACGGUAUCAGAGGCUCGACCUUACAGACACAAGAGCCUGGUUUCAGAGUUAGUGCUCUUCAGAGAGCCGGAUCUCUUGGGACGGGUGCUGUCUUUACACUGUUAAUCAGUCACACAGAUAUGGCACAAGUCCUCUGGCGUCUUAUAGGAUACUUUUUCUAAAGCGCUCCCAAGCCUCUAUGCAUUCCAAUACAUUUACUGCAACUGCUGUCAGAACCUCAACGCAGAGCAGCCGCACAGUUUGGCCUCUUUCCCACCCCUUUCUUUUUUAAAUUCGUCAGAUUAUCAGAGCCGAUCCAGCAUCCCAAACAAAGACUCAAGAAUGCGUAUUUGCAGUGAAAGGGAGCAAAUGAUUGUGACAGUAUUUUGGAUAAAUCAAUCUCGAUAUCAGCUCUUUGUUGCUGUCAGAAUGUGCUUCUCAUGAAUCAAACGGCUGACUCACAGAGAGAAGAAAGAUGAUCGCUGAAAAUGAUUGUUAAGACAAACAAACUGGCUUUGUUGUACUGUAAUAUGUUUGAUUUGUAGAACUAGGACAGACAUGACUUUGUUUUCUUUUCUUUUACAAAGAUGUACCCUCUCAGGCCCUCUCUGAAGAUGCUGCAUGAGAUUUUUUAAUCAUUUUUACGAAUGAUUUCUACUCCAUUUUUACCAUUCUAAUUUUUUACAAUGCUUCAGUUUUUCACUAAUGUAGGGGUUGUUUGGGUUCAUGAAUUAAAUAACUGUUACCAAACGUAGACCUUUUUUCCAAGAAAUGAUUAUAUGUAAGGUCAUUUUUCAUAUCAAAACCCAUAUUUUCAAAGACUUUUGUUUUUGUAUAGGAUUUUCAAACCCUGUGUAUAAAUGUAUGAUAUGGCAGCUUGUGUUUUACUUUUACAGUACCUGUGAAUAAAAUGUUUCUUCUUACUGA
Notolabrus celidotus (New Zealand spotty) is the source of this 8087-nucleotide messenger RNA. It is a transcript of the gene kif26ab, whose product is annotated as kinesin family member 26Ab. NCBI's taxonomy places the organism in Eukaryota, Metazoa, Chordata, Actinopteri, Labriformes, Labridae. The transcript has 16 exons. Gene Ontology annotation, molecular function: ATP binding; microtubule motor activity; microtubule binding. Gene Ontology annotation, biological process: microtubule-based movement. The record is from RefSeq and is a predicted model, not a curated record. Bases 245 to 6280 code for a protein of 2011 amino acids.